Messenger RNA from Petromyzon marinus (sea lamprey), 2882 nucleotides. RefSeq lists its product as uncharacterized. NCBI's taxonomy places the organism in Eukaryota, Metazoa, Chordata, Hyperoartia, Petromyzontiformes, Petromyzontidae. The record is from RefSeq and is a predicted model, not a curated record.
AUAUCUUGUGACUCAUUUUUAAUGAUCUGAAACGUUAUCUUUGUGAAGAAAAGGUUUACUUAAAACAGAAAUCGAUAAGCAAAGGAACAAAUAGUUUAGGGGUCAAUUAAAUGGGGGUCACAUGACAUCUGGCCCGCCCUGUACAUGUACGGUACUUUGACUCACUCUUGCAAACGACGCUGUAUUUGCAAUGCAGUACUACAAUAUUGCUUCAAAUUGAUAUUUGAAUUGAUAGAUUCGUUGAUUGGUUUCUACGUGAUACCACAGUUGUUGAUUGAAUUCAGUGCCUAAGUGAAAAUUUGGACUUUUAAAGUUUCAAUUAAACUAUUUAACACGUAGGCUGUCGCGACCAAUAUUAUGCAUAAUAAACAUUUUUGGGUUCAUUAACCUAGCUUUACCUGACCAGCUGAAAGCUCAUUGAUGAUAUUCCAUAACGGUAGAUAAUUCUGAGCACAUCUGUGAAUUUUACAAUUUCCCAGGUGAGUAAAUAUUUGUGAUUUGGAGGAAGUUACGAUACUUGUACAGUGCACAAUUACACUCUUACGAAUAAUAAUGAUUACAUCAUCACAAACAUGAUCUUCAGCUAAGGUCCAUUAUAUAGCAGGCAGAAUGCUUGCUCAUCACCAAUGUUUGAAAUAUUAACAUUCCCAUCUUGGGUCGCAAGUCUACCCCCCAAGAUUAUACUAAUUUUAUCGAGGGCAGAUGGGCUGGCUGACUAGGAUUUAAACUCAAAUUUACAGCUAACGCUCUAAUACUGCAAAGUAAAAUAAAAGCUAUAAGAGCAAGCACAAAAUACUCUACUGGACUGUGCCAGGGUACGAACCGUGCCGUUGUUGCUUAACAGUAAAAUCCGAACAUUACAGGGGCCGGUCUAGAUGAGAUGUGACACGUGAUCAGGUAUGCCCCCCCCCCGCCCCGCCCCACUAUCAGCCGCACAGGUAACGACCGUCUCCAGGAAAAACAUAGCGCCUACCACACACACACACACAGCACGCUCACCUGGCUUACAACACACCCAGUGUACAGGUAUAUGCACCUGGUUGGUGGCACACCUGUGGGAAGCUGGCAUUACUCUGACCUGGGAAGCACGCUGAAGCUGAGGGAAGACAUGGAGGUGGGAAACUCGAUGCUGGACGACAUGGCGAGGCUGCAGCUCCGAUUCCUCGAGAAGAGGUUGGAGCAAGAAGCACAAGAUGAGGACGAUAUUCCUGAUGAUUCAAGUCGACCCGAAAGCCCAGAGCCAGGAGCCCCGGUGGCACGAAGGGCACUGCACAGUGCACUACAGCGGCGUUCCGAGCUCCUCCGUGACUUGCGAGAGCACGAGAUGCUGCGGGAGAUGCCCCGGCCACGCACGUGGGGCGGAGGCUCCGGCUACCGGCGCUACCGCAGCCUGGAGCCGCUGGAGAUGCCCUACUCCCAGUUCCAUCCGAUGGAGGCUCACGAGCAUAUGGGCUACCACCCUCCGCCGCAGCAGCAGCAGCCGCAGCAGCAGCAGAUCCUGUACCAUCACACGCAGGAGUCGAUGCCUCCUGAGCAUCAGCAGCCACGCAUCAUUCACCAAACGAUGCCCGGACCUCCAGCCACAAUCAUCCAGCAGCUCCCACCGCAGCAGCCGCUCAUCCACCACAUCCCAGCCGCCCUUCCGGCACAGGCCCCACCACAACAGCGCGGCAGCAUCAAGGAAGACAUGGUGGAGAUGAUGAUGUUCCAGAACGUGCAGAUGCACCAGAUAAUCAUGCACAACAUGAUGCUCAACGCCUUUCAGCCGCACGGCCUGGGCCCCCCUUCGACACCGACUACCGCGCAGGAGCCCGCCGUGCCGGCAAUGAGGUUCGACAAGCAGAGGCAGUCGUCGGUCCACCACCACCACUACCCGCCGCCGAUGUUGCCGCCGCUGCCCGCGAUGCCUCCGAUGCCCAUGUGGCCGGCGCCACCCAUGGCCCCACUGCCGCCGCCACCACAGCCACCGCCCCGGCCUCCGUCGGCGAAUCUCCCACCGAUAAUCCACCACACGAUGGGCGCGACGCGCAAUGUGGCCCCGACGCAUACUGUAGUAGACGCCAGGCCAUCCCACCACCUCCACCACCAAGCGCCACUGGGACUGUAGGUGCCAACGUCUUGCCGGCACAAGAAUAUUACGACUUCUCGCAAGAUUGACAGCAGCAGCAGCAGCAGCCCAAAUCACCAAGCCCAGAGCUGCCUCGGGCCUGCGACAGGGCGAUUACGCAACAGCGACGCACGCUGGCUCAGUGGCCGCCCCACGUGCAGCGGGACACUCGCCAGCCGAAAUAAUCUCCGUCUUACUCCUAUUGUCAAACACACAUUCCACCUUGGCGCGGGUAAAACAAUGUCAGAAUGUGACCGCACUCCGCGAGUGUGCGCGCCUGCGUGUGCGCGUGUGCGGACUUUACACGUGCCAACAACGUCCGUCCCUUCCCUGGGCCUUCCCCCAGCUGCUCGGCUCAACACAUUCCCGUUCCAACUCCAGCUGGAUUUUCCUCUCAUUUUUAGAACCCUCCUCAAUUGCCCCAGUAUUAUUAUUAUUGUUGUUGUUCUUCCCCCACCUGGUACCUCUCUGUUAAUUGACUGCAUACAUCCGUGCAGUUAUUAUUAAUCCCCCCUCACCCGUCAUUCCGCACCUCCGAUUAACACGGUUGGCUGCGUAUGUGUGCGAAAGAAGUUCAACAUACGUACAUUCUACACUUUUUUUUUCCACGCGCCCUACAACUCUCCCUCCGUGAUUUGCCGACACACCGGGCCAUUAUCCCUUAUUACUCACACUCGCCUCUUAUUUUAUUAUCGGUCGCUAUAUUUGUAUGGAACGCAAUUUUGCGCGGCUCACUCGCUAAAAUAAUCGUGAUAUCCAACGACCUACCUCGGAU